This is a messenger RNA of Oncorhynchus kisutch (coho salmon), 2914 nucleotides long. RefSeq lists its product as uncharacterized. The coding region runs from base 467 to 1903 and encodes 478 amino acids. Gene Ontology annotation, biological process: nervous system development; negative regulation of transcription by RNA polymerase II. The transcript has 3 exons. The record is from RefSeq and is a predicted model, not a curated record. Gene Ontology annotation, molecular function: RNA binding; protein binding. NCBI's taxonomy places the organism in Eukaryota, Metazoa, Chordata, Actinopteri, Salmoniformes, Salmonidae. Gene Ontology annotation, cellular component: nucleus.
AGAAAGAAGGGUUGUAAAAGGGAAAGAAGAAGGGAGGGAGAGGGAGUCAAGACUGAGCUAGAAACGGAGAAAGAGACAGAGCAAAGUGAGGGAAGGAGGGAAGGAGAGGGCACAGCAAAUCUGGUAGAUAUGUCGAGAGGGCUAGAGAUAGUGGGGGUGUAAAAGAGAGUGGGAGGAAAGAGAGAGAGUGCGUCUGUCUGAUAGACAUAGUGAGGCUGUCUGGAUGUUCCCAUUCACUCUGCAGCAUGCUGUACUAAAGACUCACACCUUAACCAGAAGAGAGAGAGAGAGAUUGGAUCAUUGAGACUGAGAACACCUUCGACCUCUGUCAGUGAUGAUUCACCAGAGAGUAACGGGAUCCCUUAGGGUGCCUCUUUCACGUGAGGCCUAUGUGACUUAACCUCUCCACAACAACCUGUAGGCCAGGGAACUGAAGUGUCAGUAUAUGUGACGGCUGUGUGAACCAAUGAGCACCACACUAACCCCAGAGACCGGCCUAAGCAGAGAGAGUCUCCCGCCCAAGAAGAGGGACCCCAGACCAGGCCUCUCAGAGCAACCUCCUGCUGUCACGUUCAAGGUCCCCUUCCCCUACAAGAGCCAUAAUGAAGUCAAGCCCUACAAUGCAUCUUACUCAGACCUGCUCCCUCCUACACCUGCAUCUGUGCCCCCGCUAUACCAGCCCUGGACCCAGUCCCCCACCACAGCCUCCACCACCAGAGUCAACCCCUAUCUCCCCUCUCCUGUCAACGACAGCUAUGGCUGGGCUGAGUGGAAGGAGCACUAUUACAGAGGUUGGGCUGCAGUGCCUUCAGGGUGGGAAGUUCCCUACAUUCUCCAUCACCCCUCAGAAUACCCACGCCACCCCUCUAUCUGCAGACACAUGGCCUUGCCUACAGAGGAGCCCAGUGGGGUGGAAGCAGGGUACAGAUGGCACCUUAAUAAAAAAGUGAGGGAGAAGUUAAGUCCACACACCACACAGCAAAGCAGACAGAGCGGCCCAUAUAUGAGAAGAAGGAAACAGGGGGGCCACCAGCCACGACCCAGCUCAGGGACAGGUUCUGCCCCACUGAACAAUGCUCUAUCUCCUACCGCCAACAGGAACCUACACCACCACCCUGAACUGGUAUACACAAACCUCUCCACAGCCCCCAAGUACCAUGCUUCAGGGCAAAGUCCUUUGGAGUUUGAGGCACAAUCUCCCAUAAGACCAUCACUUAUUGACCAAUCAACAGAGAAAUAUUGGACCAUGGGAGUAACAGAAAAAGUAUGUGUGUCUACACAUCUCUCCUCCCAUCACUCUUCCUACCCUUCCACCUCUUCUGACCAGUUGCCCUGGUUGCUCCCUCACUUUGCGGCAGGCUCUUUAAUCGAGCUCAAAGAUGGGCGGCUGAGGAGGGUUGAGGAUUUGCAGACAGAAGACUUCCUAAUCGGUGCGGAGGCUUGUCCAGAGCUGCGUCUGAGCUGCUGCACUGUGCAGCACAUCUCCCCCUCCACAGCCCCCUCCCUCUCCCGCCUCCUCAUCCUCCUACACGAGGAACACUCUCAGGAGUUCCUGGAUGUGUAUGUGGAGUACCCGUUCUUUGUACGUGGGCGUGGCUGGUCCUCCUGCUGUCCCCAGAGAACAGCCCGUCUUUGUGGCCUCCGCUGCCACCAACUUAGUGUGGGUGACGUCUGCCUGGCUCUCAUACCCACAUCACCCUCCGUUCCCCCACCCACCCAACCCCAGGGUCCUGGCACCUCAGCUAGAGGGCCUAAGCCCCUGCAAACAUCCUGCCCCCAGGCUCCUCUUCCCCCUGCUCCAGAUAAGCCAAAAGCAGGGCAGAGAGGGGGGUUGGAACCAGCACGGAAGAGGCGUUGGUCAGCCCCUGAGCUGCGUGGCCCAGGCACCAACUGCCCAUACUGAUAAACACCACUACCAUAUGGAAAGGGAGCCAGCAAAGUCUAACUUUUGUUUUAUUAUCUUUAUCUCAACCUCACACUCUUUCCAUCCCUGUAUUCGUGGUUGUCUUUUUCUCAUUUCUGCUUGUCUUUUUUAUAUAAAGGUUUAUUAUGAUCAAGGAGGAAAGAAACAUAGAUUUGACUCUCAGGAUUCUGGAUCCUAAGCAGAGUACAAUUGCAGGUAUUGGUCUAAAAGCCAUGGAUUAUCAGGGAUGUGAGAGAGAAUAUAUCAGGCACAAUAUAUUACCUUGACCCAACUCUAGAAUUGCAAUUUUAAAGGUGUCACCCAAUAUUAUUAAAACUUGAAAACAUAAACACUCCUAAUUUUAUCAAUGAGAUCAUUCAGGGGAAAUACAUGUCAUUCUAUGCUACCUCUAUAUUAGCAACUUUAAUUGACAGAACUGAUUUCUGUAUGUAGAACAGUGAAUGUUGAAGUAGGCCCCAGUGAGUGUGAAUGGCUCCCUGUGUGCUGUAUAGCUGACAGUUGUUGGCAUUACAUUAUGCACUAGAUCAUUGGUACAUUGGUGUCCGGUCUGUUCUUUUACCUCAACUUUUGCUACAGUUUGACAAUCCUUUAUGUUCUGAAAUUCUAAUUGAAAUAUUUCUGUUGAUUAAGAAUAAAACAUGUUAAAGGGCUCUAUUCAAUCCGUAUGGCGGAAAUUCAGCGUUACAGCGUGAUACACAUUUAAAAUGGAAUGUUCUCACGGUAAUUGCAGCAUAGAGUGAGCUCUAAAUGUAUUAGGACAGUGUCAACAUUUUUGUUGUUUUGGCUCUUUAUUCAAGGACUUUGGAUUUGAAAUGACUAGGAGGUUAAAGUGCAGACUGUCAGCUUUAAAUUGAGGGUAUUUUCAUUCAUAUCUGGUGAACCAUUAAGAAAUUACAGUGCUUUUUGUACAUACAGUGCCUUGCGAAAGUAUUCGGCCCCCUUGAACUUUGCGACCUUUUGCCACAUUUCAGGCUUCAGACAUAAAGAUAU